Penicillium oxalicum is the source of this 1035-nucleotide messenger RNA. RefSeq lists its product as uncharacterized. The coding region runs from base 1 to 1035 and encodes 344 amino acids. Gene Ontology annotation, cellular component: mitochondrion. NCBI's taxonomy places the organism in Eukaryota, Fungi, Ascomycota, Eurotiomycetes, Eurotiales, Aspergillaceae. The transcript has 2 exons. The record is from RefSeq and is a predicted model, not a curated record.
AUGAAUCACGAUAUGAAAGAUCAGGCUCUGGCGCUGAGCAUCCAUCGCAGCAGCAGUCGAUUGGGGGAGCUACUCGUGGCCGAUACGCUGGUCGCAGCCGGGUCGUCGGCGCUCAUCACCCCGGCGGUGAUGAUCUUUGACAGACUCGUCGUCGAAAAGUCCUUUUACAACCAGCCCAUGUUUCCCGCUUUUCGUCGACACUUGUGGUUCUCCAUCACUCAGCCUACCACCUUUUUGACCUCACGACCCAGUCUGCUGGUCUGGUCCCUCUAUACCGCCACUUUUGCCACAGCCAACAUCUCCGAGACCUUGCUGAGCAAGGUCUAUCCCAAGAUCGAUCAUGCCAUUGCGGGUAUGACCACCUUUGCUGCCACCUUUGUGGUCAAUUCGUCCGUCGGAAUCUGGAAGGAUGUCAAAUUCGCCCAACUGUUUGGUCACAAAAACAACGCUCCUCCUUCUCCUCCCGCCACGACUUCUAUGCCCCCAUCUACUACAUCUACAUCUGCAUCUGCAUCCGUAUCAGCAUCAGCAUCAGCCUCAGCCUCAUCACCAGCAUCAGCACCUGCAUCUGCAUCUCCCUCCGCCUCCAACUCAUCCCCAAAAUCCGAUUCCUCAAUUCCCAAAGCGGCCCGUUCCAUCGGCCGCACACGCAUCCCCCUCGCCACAUACUCCGCUUUUCUCCUGCGAGACGGCCUCACUAUCUUUGGCUCAUUCAGUCUCCCCGCCAUGCUCUCCAACACCAUUCCCGACUCCAUCGCCUCGCAGGAGUAUCUCAAGAUCCUGAUUGCCCAGUUGGCCAUUCCAGCCUCCAUUCAAUUGAUCAGUACGCCCAUUCAUCUCUUUGGUUUGGAUCUGUACAACCGACCCCAGGCAAUGCCUACCAAAGAACGGGUCAGCCGCAUCAGCCGUGACUGGAUCGGGGCGUCCCUUCUGCGCAUGUGUCGAAUCAUCCCCGCCUUUGGUAUCGGGGGGUUCCUCAAUACGGAGGGUCGCCUUUACUUGCAUGAUCAAUUGGAUGGAAAGCGGACAUCGUGA